Messenger RNA from Vombatus ursinus (common wombat), 927 nucleotides. RefSeq names its product olfactory receptor 2AP1-like. Gene Ontology annotation, biological process: G protein-coupled receptor signaling pathway. The coding region runs from base 1 to 927 and encodes 308 amino acids. Gene Ontology annotation, molecular function: olfactory receptor activity; G protein-coupled receptor activity. The record is from RefSeq and is a predicted model, not a curated record. Lineage: Eukaryota; Metazoa; Chordata; Mammalia; Diprotodontia; Vombatidae. Gene Ontology annotation, cellular component: membrane. The transcript has a single exon.
AUGAAAAACCUCACUACAUUGACUGAGUUCAUCCUGUUGGGUCUGACAGAUGCCCCUGAGUUCCAGGUUGUGAUUUUCUUCUUUCUCCUUCUCACCUACAUGUUUAGUAUCAUUGGCAACCUGACCAUCAUCGUCCUCACACUAUUGGACUCCCACCUGCAAACCCCCAUGUAUUUCUUCCUUCGGAAUUUUUCCAUCUUAGAAAUUUUCUUCACAUCUGUUUUUACUCCCAGACUGCUGUACAGUAUCUCAACGGGGAAUAAAACCAUCAGUUUUGUUGGUUGCUUCCUUCAGUACUUUUUUGCCAUAUUUCUGGGAGCCACUGAGUUUUUCCUCCUUGCUGCCAUGUCCUAUGAUCGGUAUGUCGCCAUCUGCAAGCCCCUGCAUUACACAACCAUCAUGAGCACCAGAGUCUGCAUCCUGCUAAUUCUCUGUACUUGGCUGGCUGGGUUAUUGAUUUCUGGCCAAUUAAUUCUACUGGCAAGUCGUCUGAAUUUCUGCUCAUCCAAUACCAUGGAUCAUUAUUACUGUGAUACUGCUCCUCUUUUCAAGCUCUCCUGUUCAGACACAGGUCUGGCAGAGCUAGUCGAUACUCUCUUAGCCUUAGGGACACUUCUGGUCACUCUCGUGCUGGUGCUUCUUUCUUAUACAAACAUCAUCCGUACAAUUCUUAGAUUUCCUUCUGCUCAACAAAGGAAAAAGGCCUUUUCUACUUGUUCCUCCCACAUGAUUGUCAUCUCUCUCUCUUAUGGCAGCUGCAUGUUUAUGUACACCAAUCUCUCAACAACAGACGUCAGCUUCCAUAAGGGAGCGGGGAUCCUCCAAACUUCAAUUGCUCCCCUGCUAAAUCGCUUCAUUUACAGCUUAAGGAACAAACAAGUGAUUCAAGCCUUCAAGGACUUGAUCCAAAAGAUCACAAGUCACUAA